GUAAGAUGAAGUUCUUUCAUAUUGGUUGGUUGAUUUUUGGGUUAAUAUGUGAUUCUUUGUGUAAUUGUAGCAGGAAGGAUGAGUGACACAGAGGACGACAAUGAGAUUUCCUUUACAGUGAAGUUUAUUGGCCGAGUUGAGGUGCUCCGCCCUAAUGGACUUAGUAUCCUGGAGGAAGCAGCUCAGAGCCUUAAGACACCUGAUCCUUACGCCUCUGAGAAGACCGCCAAGAAGAGCAAGGUCCACCUCUUUGUCUCCCUGAAUGGUGUGGACAUUUUGGAGAACAAAACCAAGUUCCUGCUGUACACCUGCCCGCUCGCCACCAUCUCCUUCUGCGCCGUCAUGCCGUCCUCGCCCAAAGUCUUCGGCUUCGUGGCCAAGCACCCUGCGGUGGACAUGUACCACUGCUACCUGUUCAAAAGUGACACCUUGUCCCACGUGCUGGUCUCCGCUGUCGGCGACGUCUUCCGAACCGCCAAAAAGGAGGAGAGGACGAGAGGAGGUCGAGAUCUGAUUGUUGAGGCGCUCAGGCACAAGAACAAAAUUCUGCAAAAGCAGAAUUCCGAGCUCAAGAGGAGGCUUGCAGCGAAAACUGUCCAACAAUAAGGUGCUGGUGUGUUGAACAUACAUAAUACAUGCAGUGCAGGCCCGAGGUUUGGACACACAUUCAAUGGCUUUUCUUCAUUUGCAUGACUAUUUACAUUGUAGAUUGUCACUGAAGGCAUCAAAACUAUAAAUGAACACACGUGGACUUAUGUACUUUGCAAAAAAAAAGGUGAAAUAACUGAAUAUACCGUAUUUCCUUCAAUUGCCGCCGGCCAUAUAGUAAGCGCCUGCCUUGAAUUACUGCCGGGUCAAACUCGCUUCGCAAAAUAAUUAGUGCAUGCUUAGUAUUACCACCGGCUCAAACUCGUCACGUCACUAGUGACACUUCCCCUGUCGUCAUUUUCACAAUGAAGGAGGCUGAUUUCAAUACCGGUAAGGGAAGAAGAUUAAGAGCUAUUCAGUAGGAUUCAAGGUCCAAGCUAUUGAAUUUGCUAAAAAGAACAGUAAGCAGCUAUGUUUUAUUAAUAUACCUGUGGAGCUGACGGUCCGACAGACAGAUGGCGGCGAGGAGACGGCGAGCGACCUGGACUGAGGUUUUAUUGAAAAAUUAACAAAGUCAAACUGCUCAAGCCAUGUCCUUCCUUGGUGGUCCUGGGAACCCGCAAGACGACGGCUUGAGACUGUCACAAUACCGAUAUGCUAAAAAGAACAGUAAGCAGAUAUGUUUUAUUAAUAUACCAUAGCUGCGUGUGUCAAAUAUGAGUCAUUAAAUGACUUCCGCCUCUUGGUGGUAGAGGGCGCUAGUGAUCCUUCUUGCGACUACUCGGCUGCAGAAGAAGUGAAAUGAGUGACAUGAUAUGUGCUGGAGGAGGUAAUAAAAGAAGAUCUCCAUCGAGACAGAGAGACUUUUAAAACUGAAAAAAGAUAAGGAAGACUUCUAUAAACAAGUUAUUGAUGCUUUUGAUCAGAAGGACCUGGCAUCGACUAUAAGUAAAGGUAAGACCAUAAUAAGGUUUUUUUAUUUUUUAUUAAAUGUGCUUUUUAUGAUGGUAUCCUUACAUCACACUCAAAUUUUUACUGCAUGCCUUUGUGUCAGGGUGAGAAAAAGUUUUAAAUUAAUUAGUGCAUGCUUACUUUUACCGCAUGCCUUUGGUAAGCGCAGGAGUGAGAAGAGGUUUGGCAAUUCAAGGCAAUACGGUAUUCUAGUUUCUUCAAAAUAGCCACCCUUUGCUCUGAUUACUGUUUUGCACACUCUUGGCGUUCUCUCCAUGGGUUUCAAGAGUUGUCACCUAGGGGGGUUUUCACUUCACAGGUGUCAUAGUUUUGAUGCCUUCAAUGACUAUCUACAAUGUAAAUAAUAUUGAAAUGAGAAGGUGUGUCUAAAUGUUGGACCUGUACUGUACAUAAUAUUCACAGUUUUUCUGUAAAAGUAUCAAAAUUUGUUGUGAAAUUGUGGUCAGAAAAGAUGAAAAUGACAAAUUACUCCAUUCUUUAUUCAACCUAAAUGUUUAUUGUACAGUCUAUGCAUUCAUUGACUUCAGCCAGGAAGAUUCUUUUAUAUUGACAUGUUUUUCUUACUUUGUGAUUAUAUACUGAAUAUUAGAUAUGUGUGACAAAAAUCAAAUGGGGCGGAGGUGCAAAAGUCUGCCCUCCACUGCUGCUAAUCAUCUUUAAAGUUGUCAUUUUUUCUUUUGUUUUCGAGUCACUUUGACUCAAAUCCAACAAAAAAUGUUUUAAGAAUAGCCUACUGUAAUGGAUCAUCAAUACAUUAAUAA
Molecule: messenger RNA, 2321 nt
Organism: Nerophis ophidion (straightnose pipefish)
Lineage: Eukaryota; Metazoa; Chordata; Actinopteri; Syngnathiformes; Syngnathidae
Product: PTB domain-containing engulfment adapter protein 1-like
Exons: 6
Coding region: 79-606 (175 amino acids)
Source: RefSeq, a predicted model, not a curated record